Molecule: messenger RNA, 2717 nt
Organism: Drosophila gunungcola (fruit fly)
Lineage: Eukaryota; Metazoa; Arthropoda; Insecta; Diptera; Drosophilidae
Product: 2-phosphoxylose phosphatase 1
Exons: 5
Coding region: 299-2062 (587 amino acids)
Biological process (GO): dephosphorylation
Molecular function (GO): phosphatase activity
Source: RefSeq, a predicted model, not a curated record
CUGUGGCAACAGCUGUUUACGAUGUGGACUCCAGUGCGCAUGCCUUGACAUUUGGACAUUCUCCACGUAGACGCUUGACAGCUGCCUCCUCCUCCUCUUACCAGAAUAAACCAGGUUUUUUCUUCAGUUCCCCUUGAAGCGGACCAUUUGCCAGGAUUAUUCAGCGCUGGAAAGGAAUAUAACGAAGCUAUCCAGACCAGCAGGAACCCUCCAAGUGUGCCGCCCAUCGAGUUGAUGCCGAGGAGCAGCCGUGGAGUAGUCUUGGGGCAGCAGGUUAGAGCCGGACUUUCUGGCCAGGAUGAGGCUGCUCAAGGAACUGAUGCGUGUGGCCACCCAACAUCGUGCCAUCUACUGCUACAUGCUGCUCAGCAUCUGGAUAUUCCUUCUCAUAGCAGGAAUGUAUCGCUAUGUGGGCAAUGUUGAGUCGAAUCCAGGAGGUGGCUCAGCUUUUGGACCCAGCUCCUCUGGCACCGUCAGUUCCUUGGGCGGCGAAUCCUUGGCCUCGUCCACUGCCCAUCGAUUUGCCAAGUACAGAGAACGCUGUGCUCCGCUGUCGCAGCUCCAGCGUUUGGAUGAUGGCGGCAUCUUGGAGGGUUGGAAGCUUCAGGGAGUGCUCCUGGUCAUCAGGCACGGGGAUCGAGGACCCAUUUCGCAUGUCCGCAGUGCUGGCAUUAACUGCGGCGUGAGUAGUGGCACAGAUAACCUGGUCAACAGAUAUCGCAGCUUUUUGUACAACUCAAGUAGCUCGGCUUCGGGAUCGAACCACAUGUACUGGAAUAAAGUGGGACCUUUUCAUGGAUUUCCCCUGCUGCCAGCCACAGAGCGUGGUUGUCCACUGGGUCAGCUGACCUACAAGGGCAUUUCGCAGCUUCUUCAUGUGGGUGACAUUAUGCAUCAAGUGUAUGCCCAUCCUCUGGGCCUCCUAUUAAAACCGAGUCCCAAUCGUGGUUCAGUGGAAACAACGCCUCAUACUCUGCUGAAUUCGGAUGAAGUGGUUGUAUUCACCACUCGCUAUCGUCGCACAUUUCAAUCCGCUUUGGCCCUGUUGUUCACCCUGCUUCCGGCGGAUAAAUGGUUGGCCCUGAAUGUCCGGGAAUCCCACAGCAUGGCCUUCUGUUUCGGAGAGUGUAGUUGUCCUCAGUCGGCGCUGCUCAGGAAAAGAUUAGAGGCCUUGGGCGAUAGACAGCUCCUGAAACGAGACAAGGUAAUGGAAGUGAUGCAGUGGAUCGGCGGAACCAUACUACAACACACUCCGAAUGGCAUUAGUAAUCCCUUCGAGGUGGUGGAUGCCCUGCUGACUGUUCUCUGCCACGAUGCUGCUCUGCCAUGUCGUAAGAAAAAGCCACUUCCCACGCCAAAGCCAUUGAAAAAGAGUCCCAGUCAGGAGCUGGUGGAUGUGAUCAAUAUAGAUCAGGAUGAAACGGUCGCCAAUCCAUUGCAGGAGGGACAACAUCAGCUGGAACCGGAUUCCCCUGAGGUGGAAAACGGAAAUCCUUCGGUUCAGGCAGAAGAAUCUCAGGAUGGCUGCGUAGAGCCUGCCCAUGUGGACACCCUGAUGUCCUUUGCGGAUGAGCUAUCUCAACGCUCGGCUGGCCACUCGUACUAUAAGCUAUCCGGAUUGCUGCGAUCCUAUGGAAUGAUCCGUCACAUAGUCAGCUACAUGCUUAAGAUGAUCUCCGGCGAUAGGACAAAGUUUGUACUUUAUUCUGGACAUGAUUGCACCAUGCAGUAUCUUACAGCUGCCUUGGGAAUCAUUACGAGUCAAGGUCAGACUAUAGCCUAUGCCUCCAGAUUGGCAUUUGAAGUUUAUCGGAGUGAAGCGCACACGGAUUACUACUUCCGAGUGGUCUAUAACGGCAGAGAUGUGACGCAACAGAUUGAUUUUUGCGAGGGAGGAAAAAGCCUCAGGGUCACCAGGGAUUCCAGGGGCAACAAGGCCGAUCUGUGUCCCAUUGAGAAUAUCAUUCGCUUCCUGCACGAGGAUUACUUCAGUCCACUGAAUGCCACCAAUUUCAAGGAAGCUUGUGGAGCUGUCAAUCCCCCAAAAGCUGGCGAGUUCUAGUUCACCCAGUAAAUAGGAAUUAUAGGAGCCCUUUUCAAACUGUGAUAAGUAGUUAAGAUGCCACCCAAAAAAGUAGCAGAACGACCGCUUUUUAGCGAUGUUAUCCUUUUACCUUUAGCUGAAUUUUAGUUAACGCAUUCAACUUGUUGAUCCACAAAUCGAAAACGAUACAUAUCAAUGGAGCACUUGUUAGCUUUUAAGAACAUAACAUACAAAAAAUGGAUGUAGGAAUAAAUCGUAAACAUAUCAACUUUAUAAAGUUAAUUUUAAAACAAAAGCUUGAGAAUAAACUUUCCUCGAUUUUUAGCAUUUAAUAAAUGUUUCCGAUUUUUAAAGUAAACAAAUAUUUUUAGGAACAUAUCAACUCUCCGAGUAAAAUGAACACUUGGAAACGAAGACGGAUGAUAAAAAUUUGAUUGUAAAUAAAAUUACGUAAACAGAAAAACAAAAAAUUAAAAAUGGAAUUAUAGGAGAAAACAUUCCCAUACAAAUUUAAGCUAUAAUUUUGAAAUUAAAUAAUGGAAUUGGAAAACACAUAUCAAACUUAAACGUGAACAUUUCAAGCAUAUUUUAAAGAGUUUUACAAACAUGAUGUAAUAGAAUCUACAAUAGUUUUAAAUUUAAAUAAAUGUUUCCGAUUUUUAAAAUAAAUCAA